Lacerta agilis (Sand lizard) is the source of this 1271-nucleotide messenger RNA. It is a transcript of the gene ORAI3, whose product is annotated as ORAI calcium release-activated calcium modulator 3. Gene Ontology annotation, molecular function: store-operated calcium channel activity. NCBI's taxonomy places the organism in Eukaryota, Metazoa, Chordata, Lepidosauria, Squamata, Lacertidae. The transcript is spliced from 2 exons. Gene Ontology annotation, biological process: store-operated calcium entry. The coding region runs from base 324 to 1169 and encodes 281 amino acids. The record is from RefSeq and is a predicted model, not a curated record. Gene Ontology annotation, cellular component: membrane.
CGCCCCCUCUCCCCAAUUUGAGGAGUGAGCCGCCCUCCCCCACAACACUUUCCUCUCCGGGCGCCCCCUCCAACCUAUGACCGGCUAAACACCUGGCAGCUGCUUUCUCCCCGCUCCCUCCCCGCUUAUCCCAUCUCCUCCGUCGGUUCCGCCCCCCCAUCCCUAUUUGCGCCCCCUCUAUUCCCUCCUCGCAGCCCCUCGGAGUUUGCCCGCCCCUUCCAGCCCCCCAACUUCUGCCCCCUCGGCCAGCGUUGCUGCUGCUGCUGCUGCUUGUCCCUCCGCGCCGCGCCCGGCCCCGCUGCCGCCCUCCUCCUCCGGGACUGAUGAAGGCGGCCGGCGGCUCCGAGGGGGCGGACGGCGACGGGGCGGACGGCGAGCGGGAGCCGUUGAACCCCGAGGCCUCGGAGGCGCUGGGCGUCUCGGCCACGUACCGCGAGUUCGUCCGUCGGAGCUACCUGGAGCUCAUGAGCGCCAACCAGCACUCGCUACAUGCGCUCAACUGGCGCCGCCUCUACCUCAGCCGGGCCAAGCUCAAGGCGUCCAGCCGCACCUCGGCGCUGCUCUCCGGCUUCGCCAUGGUUGCCAUGGUUGAGGUGCAACUGGAGGAUUACGACUACCCCCGGGAGCUGCUGGUGGCGUUCAGCGCCUGCACUACGGUGCUGGUGGCUGUCCACCUCUUCGCCCUCAUGGUCAGCACCUGCAUCCUGCCCAACAUCGAGGCCGUCAGCAAUAUCCACAACCUCAACUCGGUCAACGAGUCCCCCCACGAGCGCAUGCACCGCUACAUUGAGCUGGCCUGGGGCUUCUCCACAGCCCUGGGGAUCUUCCUCUUUCUCACUGAGGUGGUGCUGAUCUGCUGGGUCAAGUUCCUGCCCGUCGGAAGCGCCGCCACCGCCCGGAAGUGCUGCGUUCCUGCCCCGGCCCCUUCCGGCGGCAACACCACCGCCCCGGCCCCGACUUCGGCCUCUCCGGACAACUCCGGGUGGAACGCCGCCAUGGCUUCCACUAUCAUCAUGGUCCCGGUGGGCGUGGUCUUCAUCAUCUUCGCUUUGCAUUUCUACCGCUCGCUAGUGGGACACAAAACGGACCGGCACCAGCAGGAGCUGGAGGAACUCAACCAGAUCAAGUACCAGCUUGACGGAGAAGCCACGGCGCUGCAGGUGGUGUGAAGCUUGUUGGCCUGGCCGACGGCCUCCGGGACGGUGGUUAUUUCCAGGAGAGGGACUGCCUUGCAGACGUCCCGAUUACCGGCUCGGUUGGGGGGGGGGGAC